GAUUCAUUAGUGAGCCUGGGUUCUCACAAUGCUAAAUUCCUUAUUCCAGAUCUGGGGGUCAAACUGGCUUAUUCCCCAGGCACCAUGAUUUUCCUAUCAGGAAAAAUCCUUCAACAUUCUGUGCCAAAGUGGGAGAAGGGAGAAAGAAUUGCAUUGGUGCAUUAUAUGAAGGACAAAGUACAUGACUGA
Molecule: messenger RNA, 189 nt
Organism: Pisolithus orientalis
Lineage: Eukaryota; Fungi; Basidiomycota; Agaricomycetes; Boletales; Pisolithaceae
Exons: 1
Source: RefSeq, a predicted model, not a curated record